AUGGCUUCGAGGUUCACACAUUCCUCGCUCCACCAGCGCGAUCCUCGAGCCUCCUCGAGCCUCUUUGAUUCAUACGGCGGCAGCGACAGCGAGAGAAACCGCCCACAACCUGGUCGGUCGCCGGGGAAGAUUGGCGGAUAUGGCUUUUCGGGAUCUCCAAACGGACAUGUAGACAGAGAGACUGCGUCGUAUCGGGUCGCAACGCCGAACUCGAGGGGCCAAUAUUCCGAUGCAGUUCUUGACUCCCUCGAAUCACAAAACGAGACGGAGCUCGAAGGCAUGUCCGCGAAAGUGAAGAUGCUGAAAGACAUAACAAUAGCCAUAGGCGACGAAAUCCGUGACUCCUCCGCCCUCGCUGAAAAAAUGAACGAUACCUUUGACAACACUCGAAUACGGCUUCGCGGAACUAUGAACCGGAUGCUUAUCAUGGCUCAGAAGACUGGCGUUGGCUGGAAAGCCUGGCUGGGCUUCUUCUGCGCUGUAUUCUUGCUCUUCACCUAUGUGUGGCUGUUUUGA
Messenger RNA from Paracoccidioides brasiliensis Pb18, 516 nucleotides. RefSeq lists its product as uncharacterized. Bases 1 to 516 code for a protein of 171 amino acids. Gene Ontology annotation, biological process: endoplasmic reticulum to Golgi vesicle-mediated transport. The record is from RefSeq and is a predicted model, not a curated record. The transcript has 4 exons.